Cutaneotrichosporon oleaginosum is the source of this 1541-nucleotide messenger RNA. RefSeq lists its product as uncharacterized. Lineage: Eukaryota; Fungi; Basidiomycota; Tremellomycetes; Trichosporonales; Trichosporonaceae. Gene Ontology annotation, molecular function: oxidoreductase activity. Gene Ontology annotation, biological process: deoxyribonucleotide biosynthetic process. The record is from RefSeq and is a predicted model, not a curated record.
AGCGCGCCCACACGGCCCAGAAACCACCCUGCCUAGUAUAUAAGACUCGAAGGCGCGUCCCCCUCUCCUUCAUUCUCCAUCCUCUCCAUCCACUUCAUCCCGCUGCUCUCAAGCUCCACGCUACCCCCCCUCUCGUACUUCUUGGACCUGUUAUCCCAGCCUGUCCACCUCUUGUAACUCCUCAUCUGCCCCCAUCCACGAGACCCCACCUUCACAAUGUCCACCGUCACCCCAUCCAAGGUCGCCGCGUCGGCCCUCGAGAACAUCAACCUCAACACCCCUGUCAAGACCGACGUGAUGGCCAAGCUCAAGGCCGCCGCUGCCGCCGAGGCUGGUGUCAAGGAGCUCGAGGAGACCAAGACCGUCACUGAGGAGAAGCCCACCGAGGCCGAGCUCCGCAAGCGUUUUGUCGGCGACGUCUUCUGCGAGGAGAAGGACGAGCCCCUCCUCAAGGAGUCGACCGACCGCUUCGUCCUAUUCCCCAUCAAGUUCCGUGAGAUCUGGCAGAUGUACAAGAAGGCGCAGGCGUCCUUCUGGACCGCCGAGGAGAUCAACCUCGCGCCCGACCUCCACGACUGGGACAACAAGCUCAACGACAACGAGCGCUACUUCAUCGAGCACGUGCUCGCCUUCUUCGCCGCGUCAGACGGCAUCGUCAACGAGAACCUUGUCGAGCGCUUCUGCGGUGAGGUCCAGAUCGCCGAGGCCAAGACCUUCUACGGCUUCCAGAUCAUGAUGGAGAACAUCCACUCUGAGACCUACUCUCUUCUCAUCGACACCUACAUCCGUGACGGUGCCCGCCGCAACUACCUCUUCAAGGCCAUUGAGACCAUCCCCUGCAUCAAGAAGAAGGCCGACUGGGCGCUGCGCUGGAUCUCGGACGACAGCUCGUCGUUCGCCGAGCGCCUCAUCGCGUUCGCUGCCGUCGAGGGCAUCUUCUUCUCGGGCUCGUUCGCCUCGAUCUUCUGGCUCAAGAAGCGCGGCCUUAUGCCCGGUCUUACCUUCUCGAACGAGCUUAUUUCGCGCGACGAGGGCCUCCACACCGACUUCGCAUGCCUCCUCUUCACCCACCUCCGCCGCCGCCCCCACCCGGACCUUAUUGAGAAGAUCAUCCGCGAGGCCGUCGAGAUCGAGCAGGAGUUCCUCACCGAGGCCCUUCCCGUCUCGCUUAUCGGCAUGAACGCCAAGCUCAUGUGCCAGUACAUCGAGUUCGUCGCCGACCGCCUGCUCGUCGCCCUCGGCAACCCCAAGAUCUGGAACUCGACCAACCCCUUCGACUUCAUGGAGAUGAUCUCGCUCCAGGGCAAGGCCAACUUCUUCGAGUCGCGCGUCUCGGCAUACUCCAAGUCGGGUGUCAACCAGUCGGUCGGGCAGGACUCUGCCACCGCCACCGCCAAGCGCGCCUUCGCCCUUGACGAGGACUUCUAAAAGCGCAGCCCGCGACUGUCCGUACAGCCCCGCCUUGUGGCGUAAUUGUAGCAUCUCCAUAGACUCGUAAGUAGAGCCCCUGUUGUCAUCUAGCAUAUGAAUUCCUUGUCAUG